This is a messenger RNA of Myotis myotis, 2292 nucleotides long. RefSeq names its product protein kinase C iota (gene PRKCI). The record is from RefSeq and is a predicted model, not a curated record. NCBI's taxonomy places the organism in Eukaryota, Metazoa, Chordata, Mammalia, Chiroptera, Vespertilionidae. The coding region runs from base 202 to 1791 and encodes 529 amino acids. Gene Ontology annotation, molecular function: ATP binding; protein binding; diacylglycerol-dependent serine/threonine kinase activity. Gene Ontology annotation, biological process: protein phosphorylation. The transcript has 17 exons.
GAGGCGGUGGCGGCCGCGGGCGGUGGGAGGAGCCGCGUGGUUCCGGCUGCCCGGGCGAGGCGACCCUUGGGUCCGCGCCGCGGGCGGGAGCGCAGGUAGAGGAGCGGCGCGCCGUGGCUCCGGGGAGGCUCAGGCAGCGGAGGCACCCCCGCGCGCCCCCAGCCCCCUCGGCCUCCGGCGUCGAGGCGGGGGAGCCAGGAGAUGCCGACCCAGAGGGACAGCACUACCAUGUCUCACCCGAUCGCGGGCGGCGGCUUCGGGGACCAUGCUCACCAGGUCCGGGUGAAAGCCUACUACCGCGGGGAUAUCAUGAUAACACACUUUGAACCUUCCAUCUCCUUUGAGGGCCUUUGCAAUGAGGUUCGAGACAUGUGUUCUUUUGACAAUGAACAGCUUUUCACCAUGAAAUGGAUCGAUGAGGAAGGAGACCCGUGUACAGUAUCAUCUCAGUUGGAGUUGGAAGAAGCCUUUAGGCUUUAUGAGCUAAACAAGGAUUCUGAACUCUUGAUUCAUGUAUUUCCUUGUGUACCAGAACGUCCUGGAAUGCCCUGUCCAGGAGAAGAUAAGUCCAUCUACCGCAGAGGUGCACGCCGCUGGAGAAAGCUUUAUUGUGCAAAUGGCCACACUUUUCAAGCCAAGCGUUUCAACAGGCGUGCCCACUGUGCCAUCUGUACUGACCGGAUAUGGGGACUUGGACGCCAGGGAUAUAAAUGCAUCAACUGCAAACUCUUGGUUCAUAAGAAAUGCCACAAACUUGUCACAGUUGAAUGUGGGCGACAUUCUUUACCACCGGAACCAAUGAUGCCCAUGGAUCCGUCAUCCAUGCACUCAGACCAUGCACAAACAGUAAUUCCAUAUAAUCCUUCAAGCCAUGAGAGUUUGGACCAAGUUGGUGAAGAAAAGGAGGCAAUGAACACCAGGGAAAGUGGCAAAGCAUCAUCCAGUCUAGGUCUUCAGGAUUUUGAUUUACUCCGGGUAAUAGGAAGAGGAAGUUAUGCCAAAGUACUGUUGGUGCGAUUAAAAAAAACAGAUCGUAUCUAUGCAAUGAAAGUUGUGAAAAAAGAGCUUGUCAAUGAUGAUGAGGAUAUUGACUGGGUACAGACAGAGAAGCAUGUUUUUGAGCAGGCAUCCAAUCAUCCUUUUCUUGUUGGGCUGCAUUCUUGCUUUCAGACAGAAAGCAGAUUGUUCUUUGUCAUAGAGUAUGUAAAUGGAGGAGAUCUAAUGUUUCAUAUGCAGAGACAAAGAAAACUUCCUGAAGAACAUGCCAGAUUUUACUCUGCAGAAAUCAGUCUAGCAUUAAAUUACCUUCAUGAACGAGGGAUAAUUUAUAGAGAUUUGAAAUUGGACAAUGUAUUGCUGGACUCAGAAGGACACAUUAAACUCACUGACUACGGCAUGUGUAAGGAAGGAUUACGGCCAGGAGAUACAACAAGCACUUUCUGUGGUACUCCAAAUUACAUUGCUCCUGAAAUUUUAAGAGGAGAAGAUUAUGGUUUCAGUGUUGACUGGUGGGCUCUUGGAGUACUAAUGUUUGAGAUGAUGGCAGGAAGGUCUCCAUUUGAUAUUGUUGGGAGCUCUGAUAACCCUGACCAAAACACAGAGGACUAUCUCUUCCAAGUUAUUUUGGAAAAACAAAUUCGAAUACCACGUUCUCUGUCUGUAAAAGCUGCAAGUGUCCUGAAGAGUUUUCUCAACAAGGACCCAAAGGAACGAUUGGGUUGUCAUCCUCAAACAGGAUUUGCUGAUAUUCAGGGACACCCGUUCUUCCGCAAUGUUGACUGGGAUAUGUGAUAUUGUGAAGAAGAUUGAUCAGUCUGAGUUUGAAGGCUUUGAGUACAUCAAUCCUCUUUUGAUGUCUGCGGAAGAAUGCGUCUGAUCCUCGUUUCUCAACUGUGCAUUUUGCUCGUGUUGCCAUUUAAUGCAUGGAAAACUCAUUACCAGCCUGGAUAUGAUGAACCAUUUGAUAUUUGCCAACUACAAAAAAGCGCUCAAUAACUUGUAUUUGUUGACUGUAAGAGUCAAUUAUUACAUAUAAAUUUAGCUAUGGGAAAAAAAAGAGACUAGUUUCCAGACAAUCGUGUCAAAAUUCAUUUAUACUGGUAGUCUAGCAGCCUACUGAUGAGUAACAAAGUUGUCUUUUUCCUUUGAAGAAACUACUUACCACUGCUUUUAAAAAGAGUGUCUGUUGCAUUAAGGCACAUGGUGGUAUUACAUCAUAAGCCUCUCUGUGAUUUUUGUCAUACUUCUUUUUAAGUAUUUAAUUUUGGAAUAAAAAGAUUAAUUCAAAAUAUA